This is a messenger RNA of Penicillium roqueforti, 1200 nucleotides long. RefSeq lists its product as uncharacterized. The record is from RefSeq and is a predicted model, not a curated record. The coding region runs from base 1 to 1200 and encodes 399 amino acids. The transcript has a single exon. Gene Ontology annotation, biological process: DNA repair. Lineage: Eukaryota; Fungi; Ascomycota; Eurotiomycetes; Eurotiales; Aspergillaceae.
AUGGCAAAACGCACGCUCGAUGCAUUCUUCAAACCAUCAACCACCGCUCCAAAACGUGCGAAAACCGACCUCAUCGAAUCUAACACCGCAACUGCAAUCUCAACACCCGAGACAGACAAUAUCCCAGUCGAGGACACCAAACCCCCAAGCCAACACCCAAGUUAUCCAAUUCCAAUAGCUCAACUUCCCUCCCACAUUGAAGUAGGCCUAGGACAUGCAACACCAGCAAAGCCACCCCGGGAAAUAAAUAAUCAACCACACCUCGACCUCCUCCACUUCCAGCCCUAUAUCCCCCGCCCAACAGCAAACGAGCUAUUCAAAUUCCUCCGUCGCGAACUUCCCUUCUACCGUGUGCAAUACACAGCACGACGCGGCGACAUUGAAACGCAAAUCAACACACCACGAUGGACAACAGUCUUCGGCGUCGAUGAAACAUCGACCUUCAUCCAAGAACAAGACAACGACCCAAACAGCCUCGUUCUACUAGAAACAAAGGCCAAAACGCCAACCCCGAAAACAAAAUACCAGUGCAUGCCGCGGCCAAUCCCAGCAUGUCUAGAUCUCCUACGGAGACAGGUCGAAGCAGCAAACGUAAAUGCAAACGCAGAUGAAACACCCGGCUACAAUUUCUGCCUGGUAAAUUACUAUUCCAGCGGAGAUGACAGUAUCGCCUUCCACUCCGACGACGAGCGCUUCCUCGGACCAGAGCCAAAUAUCGCCUCGCUGUCGCUGGGCGGCGAGCGGGAUUUUCUAAUGAAGCCUAAGCCUUCAGUACCAGCAGGGAAUGCAAACCGGACGACGGGUGGAUGCGUGCCUAUUGCUGCACACGCAAUUUCCGGGCCGGGCGGUACUAGUGCGACGCGGGCGAGUUGUACGGUUUCGGGUGGAACGUUGAAAGCCGUCUCUUCUCCUGGGUCUAGGCCUGCUGCUGCGGUGCCACUGCAGCAGAUUAAAAUGAGCCUUGGGUCAGGGGAUAUGGUUGUUAUGCGUGGAACGACGCAGUCGAAUUGGUUGCAUAGUAUUCCUAAGCGGAAGGGGAAGGCCGGGGAGGCGACCAAGGGACGGAUUAACAUUACCUUUCGGCGGGCUGUUGUUCCUAGCGGGACAAAUAAUUAUUAUCAUUAUAAUGUCGGUAGUGGGGGGAUGUACCGGUGGGAUGAAGUAGCGAGGAAGAUGGUUGUACAGGAGAAAAAGGCAUAG